Messenger RNA from Carica papaya (papaya), 2031 nucleotides. The record is from RefSeq and is a predicted model, not a curated record. Lineage: Eukaryota; Viridiplantae; Streptophyta; Magnoliopsida; Brassicales; Caricaceae.
GACGGAACGGCCCUCAUCCCUCGACUAGUCAUAAGACAAUCUCCCCCGUCGUUGUCGAACUAUUGUCACUUCAACCUCCCUCUUGGCUGCACUGUUGCAGCUCGUAGCUCGGCGGAGGAACUAAGAUGACGCUAGAAAUCGAAGCUCGAGAUGUCAUAAAGAUAGUGCUUCAAUUUUGCAAAGAGAACUCAUUGCACCAGACAUUUCAGACUCUACAGAAUGAAUGCCAGGUUUCUCUGAAUACUGUAGACAGCAUUGAGACAUUUGUAGCUGAUAUCAACAGUGGCAGGUGGGAUGCAAUAUUGCCUCAAGUGGCCCAACUUAAGCUUCCCCGGAAUAAAUUGGAAGAUCUCUAUGAGCAGAUAGUUAUAGAAAUGAUUGAACUUCGAGAAUUGGACACUGCACGAGCUAUUUUAAGGCAAACUCAGGCAAUGGGUGUUAUGAAGCAGGAGCAACCUGAAAGAUACUUGAGGCUGGAGCAUCUCCUAGUCAGAACUUACUUUGACCCCAAUGAGGCUUAUGGAGAUUCAACUAAAGAGAAACGCCGUGCACAAAUUGCUCAAGCUCUCGCUGCUGAAGUUACUGUUGUUCCACCUUCGCGAUUAAUGGCUCUAAUUGGUCAGGCUCUAAAGUGGCAGCAACACCAAGGUUUGCUUCCUCCAGGAACACAGUUUGAUCUAUUUCGAGGAACAGCUGCUAUGAAACAAGAUGUAGAUGACACAUACCCGACAACUCUUGGACACACCAUUAAGUUUGGUACAAAGAGCCAUGCUGAAUGUGCUAGGUUCUCGCCAGAUGGGCAGUUUCUUGUCUCCUGUUCUGUUGAUGGAUUUAUUGAGGUCUGGGAUCACAUAAGUGGAAAGCUCAAGAAGGAUCUUCAGUACCAGGCUGAUGACAUUUUCAUGAUGCAUGAUGAUCCUGUCCUUUGUGUUGAUUUUAGCAGAGAUUCAGAAAUGCUUGCAUCUGGGUCACAGGAUGGGAAGAUCAAGGUUUGGCGGGUAAGAACUGGUCAAUGCUUGCGUCGUCUGGAGCGUGCUCAUUCUCAAGGUGUCACGAGUCUUGCCUUUUCUCGGGAUGGAAGCCAGUUACUAAGUACAUCCUUUGACAGCACUGCAAGAAUCCAUGGAUUAAAAUCUGGGAAGUUGUUAAAGGAAUUUCGUGGCCACACAUCUUAUGUUAAUGAUGCCAUCUUUACAAGUGAUGGAAGUCGUAUUAUUACUGCUUCCAGUGAUUGCACUGUGAAGGUCUGGGAUGUGAAGACCACAGACUGUCUACAGACUUUCAAGCCGCCUCCUCCUUUGCGAGGAGGUGAUGCUUCAGUCAACUCUGUUCAUCUUUUCCCGAAGAACACUGAUCAUAUCAUUGUAUGUAACAAGACAUCAUCGAUAUAUGUAAUGACACUUCAAGGACAGGUUGUGAAGAGCUUCUCAUCUGGUAAAAGAGAAGAAGGAGACUUUGUUGCAGCUUGUAUAUCUCCGAAAGGCGAAUGGAUAUAUUGUGUUGGUGAAGACAGGAAAUUGUACUGCUUCAGCCACCAAACUGGUAAACUAGAGCAUCUGAUGACGGUCCAUGAAAAGGAUGUAAUUGGAGUCACUCAUCAUCCCCACAGAAAUCUCAUUGCUACAUAUGGUGAAGACUGUACCAUGAAGUUAUGGAAGCCUUGAAUUUGUAUCCGUGUAGAUCACAUGUUCAUCCUCUUAACAAAGCAGCCGUUAGUUCUAAAGGUGCUAUUCUGUUAUUUAUUAGAUUUUUCUUAGAAGUUUUGACUUGAUUUGGUGCUAGAAUCUGUAAAUCAUUGCAUCGAGCACGUACUGUUCAAACUUGCUGCCUGACAAAAAAGUAGGUUCCAUUUUUUAUGUAAGCUAAGGAGAGGCUGGAGGCUUGUUCUUACUCAUGGCUUGAGAGAGUUGAAGAGUAUAUUUGCUCUGCCAUCCUUUUUGUAGCCCCACUAGAUGCGGAUGAACCUCUAUUUAAACCAUUGCUGAUGUUUUAUUGUUAUUUAGAAGCCUAAAUGUUUCUUUCUUUUGUGAA